AUGGAGCGGGAGGUGCCUCCUGUGGCUGAGGAUCGCCCUCUGAAGGUGCAGCGUCUUGGUGAUAAGGGAGAGCCGGGCAUCACCGGGCGUGAAGCUGCAGAUGGUGAUAGCAGCAGCAGCGACCCCUGGGGAAGCACUGACUCUGUCCCCCCGCCCAAGCCUAAUGCCGGAUGCUCCAUAGCAAAGCUGCAAGUUGCAUGGGCGGAGACCGAGUACAAGAAUUGGACGGUGAAUUCUCAGGUGCUGUACGACGUGCUCCUGAACAUUCCACUUGACUGGCCUUCUCUGACUGUGGAGUGGCUCCCGGGAAUAGUCAAGUGCUCCGGCACUUCCGUAGUGAAGCAACGGCUCUUAGUAGGAACCCACACAAGUGGCGUGGAACCGGACGCCCUGGUAGUCAUGCAGGUGGAAUUGCCGUUGGGGCCGUUCGAAGAGAGUCAGAAAAACGAAUACAAAGAGCGAGGCGACUACGAGGGCUUCCAAUUUGGCCUGUCUUCGUACAAAGUGAAGGUCCUAAAGCGGCUGCCCCACCCAAAGGAGUCCAACUGCGCGCGGCAUAUGCCACAAAGACCCGCCGUAAUUGCCAGCUGUACGGUCGAUGGAAGAGUCCUGUUGUAUGACCUGGAAGCUGCCGGUAUCUGUGAGGGCCCCGAAGCAUCGCUGAUUGGCCACAAGGGCGAAGCGACCUCUUUGAGUUGGAAUAUCUAUCGAGAGGGUUAUGUUGCCUCCUGCGGAGCAGAGGGCACUCUGGCAGUCCACGACGCCUCCAAUGCGUUACAGUCCAAGCCUGCGGGGGGCUCAAAGAGUCUGUUCCUCGCUGAGCAAGAGGCGGGUUCAAAUUCGACAUGCUGGGCAGAAGCAGACCUACUGCUGGCUGCUUCAGAAGACAGCGUCGUCUCGCUCUGGGAUAUCCGGGCGCCUCCAACAAAAUCUGUAGCUAAGGUCCUGCGUUUAUACGACCGUCGCCGUUUAGAGUCUUGUGCACAUGAGAUGGAGGCACAUGGUGGUUCAAAGGCUUCAGUUGUUUCCUUCUCCCCCUACAAGCCGUCGCUCUUCCUCAGCGGAGGCUACGACAAGGGCGUUUCUCUCUGGGACUUGGAACAAAUCGGAGCAGACCAGGAUCCGGAAGACGCAGAGGAUGGGCCUCCGGAACUGCUCUUUACGCAUGGAGGACAUCGCGCCGAUGUGUAUGACGCUUCCUGGAACUGCGAGGACAAUUUCUCGCAGAUGGUAGCGUCUGUGGCGGAUGAUAACAAGCUGCACAUUUGGCAACCCAAAGCCUCGGUUUUCUUUGACAGUGAGAGCGAAGCAGAGGAUGAUGGAGUGCAUUUGGAAUAA
Molecule: messenger RNA, 1338 nt
Organism: Cyclospora cayetanensis
Lineage: Eukaryota; Apicomplexa; Conoidasida; Eucoccidiorida; Eimeriidae
Product: histone-binding protein MSI1
Exons: 14
Coding region: 1-1338 (445 amino acids)
Biological process (GO): regulation of gene expression
Cellular component (GO): nucleus
Molecular function (GO): histone binding
Source: RefSeq, a predicted model, not a curated record